Amoebophrya sp. A25 is the source of this 2859-nucleotide messenger RNA. NCBI's taxonomy places the organism in Eukaryota, Dinophyceae, Syndiniales, Amoebophryaceae. The record is from the annotation of a GenBank genome assembly.
AUCCCAUCCCAUCAGCGUGAAUAAAAGUAGUCUGCCCCUGGAAGUUCAGUUCAGCGAUCGUUCUGUGGGAAAAAAGAUGUCCUCCGGUUGCACUAGCGCUACAGAAAAUUAUUUUCGAGUAGAGAAUGUGCUGAUUAAUAUGCUUGAUCAUGUCAUGUAGAAAAGAUGGCACAACUGACUUUACUUCUUGUAGUUCAUCAUCCACAACAUCCAUGACUCGUCUGCCAAAGAAACUGAAAAAUGUCGGAAGCAGCUCUGUUCAGUUCUUGCCCUUUCUGUGGAAGCGACGACAUCGUGAUUGACUACAUCGAGGGCGUAGUUCCUUUUAUGGCAAAAUCAAAAUUUCAAAAAAUAUUUGACAGACCAUUCGUAUCCUAGUAAGAAUAAGAAAGAUACCGCCCGUAUGGUUUUCCAACUAUUGAAUUUAUAUCAACCUCUAAAGCUUCUAAAGGGAACGGAAGGGUCCGGGUCGUGGAUAUAAGUAAACAACCAAAGAAGUAGUGACAACUGACCUCAUUCUUGGUGUUAGAAAUACUUCUAAUCCCUGCCGUAGUUGUGGUUUGCUCCUGCGAAACCGGCUAGUGACCGAUCAAGCAGAAUGGAGAAAGUUCAAGGAUGAACCGGACAAACUGGAACGUGCUGAGAGGGUGAAGACCAACCCCUAUUUGAAUCAAGAGGGGCAAACGCUUGCAACUGGGAUGAUAGGAAAAACCGGGACGGCAAUGGCGAAAGCGCUCUACAACGCAUCACAAGCAGUAGCAGCGAAACAUGUUCAGCAAGGAGUGGCGGUUCCAGUUAUGAUUGAAUGUUUGCGGAAGUAGAAGUACAAGUUGUAGGUUUACUAUUUCUUGCAGAUGAAGUUGAACUAGAACUGCCUGGAUGUUCUAGCUCUAAGUCGGAAGUACAAGUUCGCGUUAUAGAGAAGUUGUGCUUGUGCGUAGCUGCGAUCCUCUAAUACUUGUUCCAGUGUGGCACCAGAGUUAGGAGAGGGUUCUCUAGCGAAGAUCUUCUCGCAGUUGAAGAAGUUCGUGGUUGGGGCCUUGAAGCGGGAUGAACGGACGCUGGAUCAGUGUAUGCAGAUAACGAAAUACCUCUACAGCGACAAUGCAUCUAGUUAAGGACAUAAAACCGUUUUCGAAAUGAUCUAGAAGUGAAGUUCAUUUCAACCUCGUCGUACUUUCUACUCUCAUGAUAUCCUCGCGUAGAAGAUGCAGAUGGCGGGUAAACCUCUUCGUCGUAUAAGAAUCGUGACAUUCAACUUUUUUAUAAUUCACAAGUGAUAUUAGAUACAACUACACUUCUAAUAUUUCGUGUCGCAUUUCCGGUCGAAAGGGUUCCAGCAUGCGGAUUUCAUACUGGUUCUCUGCGUUGCCCAAUGUCGCCUUGGGGAGGCCGUUUCGUUUGGGCAAGUUCUACAGCAACUGGGUGAUUGGAGUUUUCAGGUGACGAUGAAAGACGUGGCGGCAGCUUAUCGUCGACUAGAAAACCUGGCGCCAGCGCUCUCAACUGAGCUCACACAGUCCGUAUCUCUAGCUGGCAGCGGAUCAUCGAAGGGCAGCAAUGCGAGUUAUGACUGAUGUUGCUCGCUCCUGUAGGUUCACUCUUUUGAAAGAAUGUAACUAAAACUUUUGAAAUGAUGUUAGUUUCUACAACCAGCGUUGAAAUCUGUUGCGUACAUGCCAUCAUCAUUGAUUAUAGCUUGCACUUGAAUGUGCAUGCACGAAUUCGACUUCAUACAUUUUACUGUAUUUGCUCUACUGAGAUUUAUUUGACUUCCUCGUUGUACACUCUAAUCUCCAACCGGAGCCGCGCAGCUUAGUGCCAGGGCUUCCUCUAGGAUAUCGUCCUCUGACCCGCGCGAGUUGAUCCCGCAAUUUUCUGCGUCUCUUGGGCUCGCUACCCGCGAUGAAGCGGAGGACGUGUUGCGUUGUUUGCGUCAUUUCCUAGAGGACACCUUGCGUGGUGGAGGUGAAACCUUUUUAGACCGAACUUUGGCGAGAUCUGCAUGGAGUGACAUGCGAGCCUGUUGUGCGGCCAGUGUGUAUUUGGUGGCUGUGCUUAGCGGUGUCGUCGAGAGGAAAAGCAGUGUGGCUGUGCAAGCGAGAAUACCGAAUCCUCGUACAGCAGAGAAAAGCGAAGGACAAGUGGAACAGCUACCUGCUCUGAAAAAGGCGAAAGUCAGCAUGUCUGAGUCUACUUCUGGUCAGGCAGAAGAUAGUAAUGAAGCUAAUGGCGGGGGGAUGAAAGACAAGCAGACAGCACUUCAGUCUUCAGCAGCUACACCAGCAGGACAGGGGAACAAAGGAAAGACUGGAUCUUCCACCUCUAGUUCCACUUCUUCCACCAUGGUAACAGUGCAAAAAUACGACCAACUGCAAGUGUUGUUUCCUACCAUAGCUCAAACCAGGAUGAGGGAUGCCAUCCGCGUGCUUCUAUUUCCAACAAUAAACCGAGCAGGCCAGAGCAGAGCGCUAGUCCUGCAUGGGCUCUCAGACAGCUAUGCGCGGGAACUAGAAUUUGAGGUGCACAACAAAGAGAAGUUGAGGAAAGUACUGAAUCGGCUCUUUCCACCAGAAGAGUGGGACAUCGCAGGAGCCAGCACUGGAAAUGCACUAGGAAAUACUGGAAAUGCACCAAUUAUAGGGACUAAACCGGAACAGGAACAACAAAAUAAGGGCCCGGGUUCAUCAGGAGAAGACGUUGGGGGAUAGCGACAGCAGGUGUGCUAAGGAAGCACGAUUUAUUACCCAAAUGUACUUAUUCCACCCACGAAUCCCGAAUCCCGUCUCAUAUCUGCACAUGACUUUUCGCUUCUCACUCAAGAUAUGUUUGUGAAAAUUUUGCGAUUAUCGGCACCCU